AUUAGGAAAGUGAGUAACCUGAAAUUCUCAUCAAUUUAGAGCUAGUGUAACCAUCGUAGCAUAUAAGAAAUAAAACUGAUAUACCCUUUUGCAGUAUACUGAAUAAACGAAUCAUCUUAAUCACGUGAAAAAUAGAUCCCAUUUCAUUUGGAUUUGACCGUGGAGUUGCAUCACUUGGGACUGUCAUUUGUAACACCAUUGAACAUUCAUCAUUUUCACUGUGCCCUAGAUUAGUAGUACAGUGAAACAAAAUCGUAUAAAUAUCUCCAACUAACUCCCAACCUAUUACUACAACAAAAAAGCAAAAUGAAUACGCAAACACCAUCAGAAAACUUUCUGAGUCAGUUUAGAGACACAAAAUCUAAUUCACUGAAACACUUUACUGCUGCACAAUUUGUUGAAGUUUGGAAUCAUUAUGAUACAGACGGCAACGGUUACAUUGAAGGCUCAGAAUUGGACAACUUUCUGCGUGAAUUCAUUUAUAGUGUGUUCUCUGAAGAGCUGGGAAACGAAACAAUACCUAGUGAAGAUUUAGAAGUUAUGAAAAAAGAAUUCAUGGAAGCAUUCGAUGAAAAUUCUGAUAAUCGAAUUGAGCUAACUGAAAUGGCGAAAAUUCUUCCAACUGAAGAGAAUUUUUUACUUUUAUUCCAUCGGGAUAAUCCUUUAGAUUCAAGUGUCGAAUUUAUGCGGGUAUGGAAACGCUUCGACAAAGACAGAAGUGGAUAUAUUGAAGCAGAUGAACUGAAGUCGUUUUUGCUUCACCUACUUAAAGAAGCAAAGCCGGAAACAAACAUUGAAGAAGGCAAACUUAUCGAGUAUACUUCAUCUAUUCUUCAGUUGUUUGAUCAAAAUAAAGACGGUAAGCUGCAGCUCAGUGAGAUGGCAAGAUUGCUACCCGUUAAAGAAAACUAUUUAUGCAGACCAAUAUUUAAGACUGCUUCAAAAAUUACCUCGGCUGAUAUUGAUCGGGCGUUUUCUCUUUAUGACCUGGAUGCCAAUGGUACAAUAGAGGAUGAAGAACUAGCAGGAUUUCUGAAAGAUCUAUUGGAAUUAGCUCAAGAGGACUACGAUGAAGCUGAUUUGGAAUUUUUCAAGAAGGUAAUCUUAAACCAAUGGGAUGUAAAUAAUGACGGGAAAAUUAAUCGAGACGAACUGAAAAUGAUGCUUAUGCAACAGUCACGCCUGUUAGGUGAUAAAUCGUAAGUUUUAAUAAUGAUAACUUUUAAAGGAAAAAGAUGACUGAAGCGAAGAGCUACCUCCCUUAUUUAUGACAUUUAUAUUCUGGUAAAUAUUAGCUCUAGUCUCCCCAUUUCCGCAUUCUUGUUCCUUUCUCUUUUUGUUUAACAUUUCGAAACAAGUAAUCAUCUAAAUAACCAUUUUACCGCAUUAAUUAGUAAAUUUUUCCCACAUUUAUCAUCACAGUACUUUGACAACUACUCAGCAUUUUUUAUUGUAUAACUCAUAUAUUUCAUGUUACCACAUUAUUCUUAUUAUUAUUAUCAUUACUUCUAACAGUAUUGUUAAUCAUAACCGAAUAAAUAUGCAUGAUUACAUUCCUCAUGUAUCUCAGUAUUCCUCUUAUACCGCCAACAUUAUUGAUAGCGGCUAAUAAGUUUCAUUACAGUUAAUUUCUCUUAAAAUGUUUCUACUACGCUAAUUACUGACUACUUUUAUGUUCCUUUUUAUGCAUUAUUUGAAUAACUAACCACUUUCAUCAAAUUUCCUGCUUUCUUUUGAUAAAUAAAUAUGUUAUCAGAUUUUAGAUAAUAAAAAAAGUAUCUUCACC
Molecule: messenger RNA, 1786 nt
Organism: Heterobilharzia americana
Lineage: Eukaryota; Metazoa; Platyhelminthes; Trematoda; Strigeidida; Schistosomatidae
Source: the annotation of a GenBank genome assembly